GUCAGUGAUGCGGUAGUUGCUGAUGGCUCAGGGGAACGGGUUAGAUUUGGGAUUUGGUGCUGAUAAAUGUUACGGAUUCGGAUGGGAAUUCAAGCGAAGCAUCAAUCAGUGCACAUCAGAUUCGAUUCAUUCGACGGAGAACCGAAUCCACAUCUCGGGCACAGCGCUUCUGAAUGAUUCUUUGUGCCGAGUCAUGAGUCAUGUACGGACCGGGUACUACAAAUAAAUGGAGCUUACUGGUCUGGAUCGCAGUGUCAGCAGCGUGUGUGUUUCUGUUCUGUGAAUAUGGGAUUUAUUUCCCGGUUAUCGGACGCUGCUCAUGGCCGGAGGUGAAGGAGGACAGCGACCCUGUCCGCGCACUUAUCUUAUCGGAUCCGCAUCUGCUCGGUGCCAUCAGAGGACACUGGUUCGAUAAGCUCAGGAGGGAAUGGCAGAUGGAGAGAGCGUUCCAGACAGCCCUGUGGCUGCUUAGUCCUGAGAUUGUCUUUAUUUUGGGAGAUGUUUUUGAUGAAGGCAAAUGGAGUUCCCCUAAGAACUGGGAAGAUGAUGUUAGACGCUUUAAACAGAUUUUCCGUCACCCCAGCAACACAGAACUUGUGGUACUUAUUGGCAACCACGACAUUGGAUUUCAUCAUGAAAUGAAUCGCUAUAAACUGGAGCGUUUUGAGAAAGAAUUUAAUGUGACAUCAGCGCAGAUACUCGCCAAGAAAGACGUCAAUUUCCUACUAGUAAACAGUGUGGCACUACAUGGAGAUCACUGUCCAAUCUGUCGGAGUGUGGAGGACAAACUGUACAGCAUUGCACAGGACCUUAACUGCUCCAUUCAGAGUCCUCAGUCUGACGCUAUGAAACAUCGCUGCAGAGAAAUGCACAAACAUGCAACAACUCCUCCCAUCAUAUUGCAGCACUAUCCCUUGUAUCGAGCCAGUGAUGGCGAGUGUACUGGUGAAGACGCACCACCACCUAAUGAGCGCUAUCAGCUAUUUCAUGAGCGGUAUGAUGUGCUUUCUCAGGAUGCCUCGAAGAUGCUACUGUGGUGGUUUCAGCCCCGUCUUAUUUUGAGUGGACACACGCACAGUGGAUGCGAGGUUCUACAUGAAAACCGUUUUCCUGAGAUCAGCGUCCCGUCAUUUAGCUGGAGGAACCGGAACAACCCCAGUUUCAUCCUGGGCUCUUUCACGCCAUCCGACUUUGCUCUGUCCAAGUGUUUCCUCCCGGAGGAGAGCAGCGUUAUAGGAGUGUACUGCUGCAGUGCUGUGGUGAUCGGACUAAUAACACUGGGGCACCUGCGUCUGUUUCGGGGGGUGCUGCAUGUUGUGAGCAGCCUUCUGGGAAAGCAUAAGUCUAUGUAAAACCCAGACAUAAUUAUACAGUAUGUGUGUUUAGGCUGGGACUGAUAUAUAGAUGAUAUGAAGGAUGUAGGUGCAAGCAGCAAUAAUAUGGAGAAUCAUCAUCAGCUGCAGCAGCUCAAUGCAUUUAAAAACUGAGCACUGUGCAGUUUAACAAAGCCAUGUUACAUGUACCAAUGUGUAGCUACUGUUUUUAAAUAGAUUUUUUGUAUAAAAGGUCAAGUUAUGCACUUUUUCCUGAACUGUGAAGAGCCAUGUGUGGACAGCUAAUGUUCUGACUGAAGUAAAUGUUGAUCCUUUAUUUUUUAUCAUUUUAUUUAUUUAUUUAUUUAUUUAUUUAUCACAUUUUAAAUAGUUUUUCUCAUAUUGGUUGUGUGAUCUUGAUUCCACAAGCUAGUUUUAUGCAGAGCAUUUUGAAUGAUCCAUUUGAAAAGUGUUGCCUCACAGCAAGAAGGUCCUGGGUUCGAUCCCCAGGUCCUUUCUGUGUGGAGUUUACAUGUUUCUCCCGUGUCUGCGCGGGUUUCCUACGGGUGCUCCGGUUUCCUCCCACAGUCCAAAAACAUGCAGCCAGGGUAAUUGAAGACACUAAAUUGUCGUAUAGGUACCUAGCCGCCAAUCUUCCGGUUGAUAGACCAAAGCUCUACCCACUAGGCUACCACUGUCCCAGAGCAGAGAGGGUUAAGAGCCUUGCUCAAGUGCCCGACAGAGCUGGGAUUCGAACUCUCAACCUUUCAGUUGACAGCCCAAAGCUCUACACCCUUUUGAGAAGGAAGAUUGUUAUUAUAUGUUAUUGGUGGGUUCUGGACACAUCACCAUCCUGGUCGGGAUGAAGCAGGUACUAAGGAUAAAUUAGCAUCGACUCAGAUGUUAUUUUUAAAGAAACAAACCCAACUGUUUGCAUUCUGUUUUCAAUCCAGUGUUCAACCCAGUGUUUUAAAUGUGAAAUAAAACAAAUACAACACGUCA
Molecule: messenger RNA, 2315 nt
Organism: Trichomycterus rosablanca
Lineage: Eukaryota; Metazoa; Chordata; Actinopteri; Siluriformes; Trichomycteridae
Gene: mppe1
Product: metallophosphoesterase 1
Exons: 9
Coding region: 201-1352 (383 amino acids)
Biological process (GO): GPI anchor biosynthetic process; endoplasmic reticulum to Golgi vesicle-mediated transport
Cellular component (GO): endoplasmic reticulum-Golgi intermediate compartment
Molecular function (GO): phosphoric diester hydrolase activity
Source: RefSeq, a predicted model, not a curated record